AUGCCUAUAAAGAAAAAUAAUAAAAAACCACCUAACGGUGAGGAGAACGCAAGCGAGGUCAGCUCGCUUGCAAAUAUGAACGAGGUGCUAGAUGCAUCAUGUGCACGUGCCUCAAGCAGGAAGGAGUCGGACUCUGAGUCCGACUCAACAUCGCAGUCUGGCACAAGCAUAGCGCUGCGCCAGAAAAAGGCCCGAGGGACAUUCAAACGCCCCAGGCUGGAGGACGGGCGAGGGCCCUCCUCCAAUGAACAGGAGGCUCCGGCCCCCAAAAUCCCCACGGCGGCGCGGGGUAGGGGCAAGGGGAAGGGCUCCACGAGGGCGGCUGGGAGCCGCUCUGAGCCGGCAGAGCGGCUGGCAGCGGAGGGGAGCGCCCUGGGAAAGGCUGCCCCCUCGGACUCCUCGGAGAUGGAGGUGUCCGGAGGCCCGAGCGUACGGCGCGUAGCGUUCCGCGCGCGCCUCAAAGAGCCAAUAGACCACCACAGACGGGGCCCUAAAGGGCUGAUGUUCAGCCGGGGUUGCGGGGUAAGCGCAAUGAGGUACCGCGACCUCGGCACAGAGCAGGAGAAGGAACAGGGGGGUUUUUAGUGGAAAAACACACGCUCGCCAAUAACUAUGCAGCUGUCCCGAAGAUUGCACACUUCACCAGUUCUGAGCGGCGAAGAAAUUGUAUCGGCACCCACUUUCCCUGAUUCCGUCAGUAGUGGAGAUGUAAAAUUUAACAAGAAGGAAGGUGAUGCUGUUGCAAUGGAUGAAGUGAUCAUGGAAAUUGAAACGGACAAGACUGCGCUGCCGGUCAUGUGCCCCGGACAUGGCGUCCUAACAAAAUUCUUCGUUAAACAAGGCCAAGCUGUCAAGUCUGGACAAAAACUGUUUUCGGUUAAUGUGACUGGUGUGGCUCCGGCGAAGGCCGCAGCGCCCGCAGCAGCGCCUGCAGCACCGGCACCAGCGGCUGCAGCCCCCGCCGCCGCGGCCCGCCCCGCAGCAGCAGCUCCUCGCGCCACGGCUCCUCCUGCCGUCGUCAAAAGCAAAGCAGCAAAAGCAAAACCUCCAGCUUUAGGGGCUUUGAGGAUUGCUGACCCUACGAAAGCAAUAUCGGGCACUCGCACCGAGCACCCGGUGCCUAUGAAUAAAAUGCGCAAACGCAUAGCCGAGCGACUGAAAAACGCGCAGAAUACGACCGCCAUGUUAACUACUUUCAAUGAAUGCGAUAUGAGCAAACUAAUGGCGUUUCGCAAGGAACAUUUGAAAACGUUUACACAGAAGUAUGGAGUGAAGCUUUCAUUCAUGUCUCCGUUUAUAAAGGCUGCAGCCAAUGCCCUUAUGGACCAGCCUGUCGUUAAUGCUGUCAUCGUCGACGAGGACAUUGUUUACCGAGACUAUGUGGACAUCUCAGUCGCCGUGGCAACACCUCGCGGUUUGGUCGUGCCCAUCUUACGCAACGUAGACUCCAUGGACUAUCCUAAAAUCGAGCUCGCUGUAAACGAGCUAGCAAAAAAAGCUAGGGAUGGUCAACUCUCUCCUGCCGACAUGCAAGGUGGUACCUUCACGCUGAGCAAUGGUGGAGUAUUUGGAUCGCUGCUCUCAAUGCCAAUAAUCAAUCUGCCGCAGUCCGCCAUAUUAGGCAUGCACGCGAUCAUACAACGACCAGUCGCAGUUUCCGGAAAGAAGACCCGCCGGCCCCCGCGGUCGCUCGCCAACCGAUCGCAAAGCGCGCGGGUGCCACCCGCCGAGGCUGCGGGUAACCGCGGCUUGCGCGAUUCUACUAGUUGCCCGCCGGUACAGCGGGAGCCGCAUACAACCGCGUACACCGCGGGCGUAAAACGCGUCGUGAAAUGUGCUUAA
Molecule: messenger RNA, 1842 nt
Organism: Spodoptera exigua (beet armyworm)
Lineage: Eukaryota; Metazoa; Arthropoda; Insecta; Lepidoptera; Noctuidae
Source: the annotation of a GenBank genome assembly